This is a messenger RNA of Colletotrichum chrysophilum, 693 nucleotides long. RefSeq lists its product as uncharacterized. Gene Ontology annotation, molecular function: protein binding; Rho GDP-dissociation inhibitor activity. Gene Ontology annotation, biological process: Rho protein signal transduction. The coding region runs from base 1 to 693 and encodes 230 amino acids. The transcript has 4 exons. The record is from RefSeq and is a predicted model, not a curated record. Gene Ontology annotation, cellular component: cytosol; membrane; cytoplasm. Lineage: Eukaryota; Fungi; Ascomycota; Sordariomycetes; Glomerellales; Glomerellaceae.
AUGGCUUCCCACGAGCAAGAGGACACCAUGCCUGAGGAGACUCAGGGCUACAAGCUCUCCCAGCCCAAGCAGAGUCUCGCUGAAUACCAGAAGAUGGUGCUAGCAGCUCAUGGAGUCAAUGUUGAUACAUACGAGCUUGGAGACUUUGACCAAGAAGAUGGAGAAAUCACCCCGACUAACGCGGCAACAGACCAGAACGAUGAGUCUCUCCAGCGCUACAAGGAGUCCCUCGGCCUCGGCGGCGGCAAGGACCUCUCUGACCCCAGCGAUCCCCGUGUCUGCAUCAUCCUCUCCCUGACCAUGGAGUCCCCCGGCCGCGAACCCGUCACCAUCGACCUGUCCGCCCCCGGCUCCGAAGCCAGCCUGAAGGACAAACCCUUCAAGAUCAAGGAGGGUGCCAAGUUCACCAUGGUUGCCACCUUCAAAGUCCAGCACGAGAUUCUCAGCGGUCUCCAGUACGUCCAGGUCGUCAAGCGUAAGGGAAUCAAGGUCAGCAAGGACUCUGAGAUGCUGGGUAGCUAUGCUCCCAACACCGACAAGCAGACCACCUACACCAAGCGCUUCCAAGAGGAGGACGCCCCCUCCGGCAUGCUCGCCCGUGGCCACUACAACGCCAUCUCCAGCUUCGUCGACGACGACAAGAAGACCCAUUUGACUUUCGAGUGGUCUUUCGACAUCGCCAAGGACUGGUAG